Molecule: messenger RNA, 1474 nt
Organism: Malaya genurostris
Lineage: Eukaryota; Metazoa; Arthropoda; Insecta; Diptera; Culicidae
Exons: 4
Coding region: 205-1422 (405 amino acids)
Source: RefSeq, a predicted model, not a curated record
AUUUCAGUUGACUUUGUAUGCAACAGCAGAUUACACACGACGAUUUGUUCGGGAAAACAAGGACACGGAAUGCUCGGUUUUUAUUGGGCAAUUUUGGCGUGAAGAAAAUCAAUCGCAAUCAAUCUAGUAGUCGCAGUUAAUCCAAUAAAAAAAUGAGUAAAUCACCAUCAUCGGAAACGGCCAGUGAGACGCAGAGUAUUAGUGAUGAGUCCAUCGCAACUUCGGUGUCGAAUUCGAUCAGAGUUUUCCAGGUCGAACACAUCGUCGAAAGCUCCGAAAAAAUCAGCUCAGAAGGAAGAAUCAAAGGAACGUCCACCGUGGCGUGCGGCAAGUGUUAGCAUGGUCCCGAAAAGUGAUCUGCGAGCUAGAAUUUUAGAUGUUUCCAAACGGCUGCGACGGGUAAAUGCAUCGGUUCAGACGGAUCCCGGCCACACCAAGCUGAUGAAGGAGGCUUCAACCGACGAACAGGAGGACCUCAUCGCCAUGGUGGAUGAGGAAAUUCUUACAGAUGGCAACCUGGCCAUUAGGCAGAUAGGAAACUUCACCCUAUCGCAUUCAGUGGCACAAAUGACGGAUGAAAUUCCAACGUUGAAUGCAUCCACUCAAACGGCAAUGCCUCGAAGCGGUGUUUCGUUCCGUAGGUUUCUCGAAGCAGGUGCCGGUGAUGGACCAACAUCCAAACAGGUUACGGAUGAAGACGAUGAUGUGAAAAAAUCUUCAAGCUUUGAUGAACUACAGAAAAUAGAUGAAAAGAUCAAAGAGUUCUUCAACACCCCGGAAUUGGAUACGUUGGAGUUACCAGAGGACAACGAAUCAACUCACAGCAUGGACAGUAUCAAGGACCAGCACACACCAGAUCUCCUUACAGGGUCCUCCAAGGAUUCCGGACUAAACAAGGUGAAAAUUCCUGAGCCACCGACGUUCAAUUCCUGGCAAAACUUGGACUUUUCCGACGAAGAAUCCGAACACUACGUAGCGCGGGAACUUCCCCGCCGAACAAUCGGUGAAGGCACGAAACCGUGGGCAGAAUUUAAAGAUCUCGUAAUUGGUUCCCGACUGGCAAAUAUGCGACUAUCCCCUGUCCUUCCCAGGAAGCCUAGACCGAACAAAAAAACCGUAACCUGGAGCGAUACGCAGCAUCGUGCCGUGUCCAAUCUAAUCCAUGAGGCGACCGCUCUAGUGGACAUGUUCGAUCAGGUUUCCAUGCUGUUAGGGCCGGAUAUAAAAUUGCAUGCAGUAAAACCACAGGAAGAGGAAUUCGAACUGCCUCCGCCCAAAUGGGAACCACUGCUGACCAAGUCCUGCCAUCUAUUGCAGGAAAAACUGGAACAGGUCCGUCAUUUGACCUGCGAAGACGUGGAUGACCAAUUGCUGCUGAGCCCAUCAAUGCAGCCAAUCGUCGAUGUCCACGAUAAUGCGUAAGCUUUUUAGACAAAAUCAGGAUUUGUUUUAUUUUUCGAACAAUGUUUUGUUU